AUGUGCUAUCAAUUUGACAACUCAGCAAAAACCACGUCUUUCGUCGACGCCUUCACCUCUACCACCAGAGACCAACUGCCACAACACGAUUCCGUGCUUACGCCACCACCAAAAUCCACGCCACCAGGGGCUAUCGCGAAGAUGGCCCCCUAUCGAUUCAUCAUGCGCCCGAUUCCGGUCGAACACGAGGCCCAGGUCCGAAAGAAGACCUCAGCUGUCGUGAAGCAGUACCGCAGAUACGGGAAGCGGAAUCAAGGCAAGAGAGACAGGCACGGCCGUCUGAACGACCCCGAAGUCCUCCAGACCUUGCAUGAGUUCGUCCUUAGAGACUUCCAUUCCCACAGCCACGAUUCUCCCGAAGCUACGGGGAGCGUCCUCGCACACGAUCAUCAAACGCGCCCUCUCGAGCUUCUCAAAUCCCGAUAUGGCCUCCCAACGCUGUAUCAGCAGCCGGGCCCGGACCGUGAACGCUACCUAGCCACCGGCCCAUUCGUUGACAUCUACUUCAAAGACCAACGCAUCAUCCAAAAGGUCUCCUUCGACAUGCUCCUCGCCUUCGAACCUUCCGCCCCGUUCUUCUCGCUGCUGAGGAAGUCGGGCGCAAACGCAGACAGCUCUACCCCCUACGUCUUCGCUCUGAUAUCCAAGCUAAGCUACCUGCCGGUCACGGUCCUCAUCGUCGUUGGCUGGAUGGAGUACGAGUGCCUGUGCGGUCCUACUACGCAUAGCGGAGGAUGCAAGGCCUUCAUCGAGAGCAUCAACCCUACGGGAUGCGUCCUGCUCGCGUACCGGCUGUAUCGCACAUUCCAGGUCUUAGGGUUCGAUACCCAGGCCAAGACGAUAGAGGAGGGAUUCGAGGCAUGGAUAGCGGAUAAGCGGGUACUGCGCAAGUAUGCGAAACUAGUUUGGGUGGAGGAGAGGCGGAACCCGAGCUCGAGAUUCGUCCGAGGCGUGGCGAAGUGCCUUGCGCGGACGGCGUACCGGGAGGCAGAUGAGGGGCUUGGAGUUGACCUCCCGAUCGAUUUUGGGCGGAACUACCAUGUUGCUGCGAUGUUGAAUGAGAAGGGGAAUGAGGCGCUGAAAGCAUUGGUUGUGGAGUCGAAUCCGGCGCUGUUGGGGGGGUCAGGGCAGGGCAGGCUUGAGGAGCGGCAUGGGGGGACUGGGUUUGAUCAGGGGGAUGAGGGGGAGGCUUGGCCACAGCGGUUGGUUCAGCUCGGGCGCCGGAAUUGGAGACUGGCGGCACCAGAGGCACUUCGAGGGCCACGGAGGGUAAAGCCAGACUUGCGGAAGACGCUUCUGAAGGUUCGCGUUCGGGAUUGGCCUCGUCGCAUUCUGAAGAGUCUUGAUUUGAAAGUGGAGAGGGCACCUCGGAUGGAAUAAAGCCUAACCAUGGUGGAGAUCCCCUAACGGCGUUGAGCACGUGUAAAAUAG
Mytilinidion resinicola is the source of this 1431-nucleotide messenger RNA. RefSeq lists its product as uncharacterized. The transcript has a single exon. The record is from RefSeq and is a predicted model, not a curated record. The coding region runs from base 1 to 1380 and encodes 459 amino acids. Lineage: Eukaryota; Fungi; Ascomycota; Dothideomycetes; Mytilinidiales; Mytilinidiaceae.